AUGGUAAAAAGGUACCUCGACAUAUUCUUCAAAUAUAUCGACCCAAUACCAGGCUUCGGAUUCAUUCACCGACCUAAGUUGCUACAACUCUGGCUUGACGGUCGGCACGACCCUCGCUUGCUGCGAGUCAUUUGUGGUGUGGCAUCUCGUUUUAUAUCGGUUCGAGAACGCCGUACUCUUCCUGACGGUCAAGUCUGGAUCAACGAGGCAGAGAAGCAGAUUAUGCAGAAUACUGAUUCUCUAGAGGAGACUGACAUCGAAUCCUUGAUUUUGAUAGCCUUCGACCAUGGCUCUUCGGGCAGAUUUGGUAGGCUCAGGCACCUCCUGAACUAUGCUACCAAGCAGGCCUAUCUCAAGUUGAUGAAUUAUGAGGAUGUGAACGAAGGCCACCUGGAACCGGAGCGGAGAAGGCGGCUGAUGUGGGCUCUGUGGAUGCUGGGCACAGUCUACUCUAGUGACGACGCCAAUCUUUGUUUCUGCUCGACGGAUACGAUCCAUAUAAGCCUGCCCUGUGACGAAAUCUCCUUUGAUAGGGACACUCUGGCCACGACCUCCACCCUGCAGGACGCUCGGACAACUAGUGAUACUCAAAAUCAAGGCCUGUACGCACAUCUCGUCCGUAUUCUGGAUAUCCGACGCAGGAUACGAGGGUCGAAUGACAGUGCCAAACAGAAACAGCUCAGUGAAACAGCAGGUAUGAGCAGCAUGGUUAUAUCAAGCAGCUUUGUCGCCCCUUUCGAGCAAGAACUGUCAACCUUCGUUGAUUCUCUCCCUCCACAUUACUCUCUUGGACCACGAAACUUUUGUCGAUACAUUUCCUCUCCAGAACUGACAACCUUUCUCAUGCUUCACGUAUGGCUAUUACACACACGUGGUGAGCUAUACAAGGCUGCCGCUGCCUCUGUCGAGAACAGAUUCCGUAUUCAGUCACUCGUUGGCGAGGUUCAGCCUACACAAGAGCUUAACCAUUGGCGAAGACAAGCAUUCCGGAAUGCCGUCUCAAUGUCCUCGCUGUUUGCUACAGCGUUACACAUCGAUCCAGACAUCUGUGUUUCCGACCCGAGGCUGGCGAAAAGCGCACAAGAUGCAGUCUCCACCAUCCUUAAGCAAAGGAUGUACGACAUGCCGGCAGCAAACGACCUGCAGCUGUGGAAGUCGUAUCUACGUCCAUGUGCAGAGAUCCUCCGGCGGCCUUCAAGUUUCUAUCCGGCAGUCAAUUUGAUAUAUGAUGCCAUUCUUGAGGCUAUAGGCAGUGAAAGUGUCUCUCAUGAAGAAUUUAAGAAAGUGGUACGUUGGACCGCCGAGGGUGCACUGACGGACGAGCAUCCAGAAAAGAAGUCGAUUCGCGGGGAGCUUGCCAACAGACUUGUAUUCCAAGACCCUUGGGCAUACGACCCCCUGCUGGAUGAAGACGGCCAAGACGCAUAUCUCUCCAGCACUGUUGCGUCGUCGUCAAUCUGCACAGAUGCGUCUCCUGCAUCUGAUGUCGUGGCAUUAACUUGCCUCUCCGCCAUCAAAGAAAGCGCAGAUGACAUGUUUUGGGAUGCCGGUUCCGACAACAUUGACUUCUCGACAAUUGAUUUCGGGACCUUCCUUCUCGGAUGA
Messenger RNA from Thyridium curvatum, 1605 nucleotides. RefSeq lists its product as uncharacterized. Gene Ontology annotation, cellular component: nucleus. The transcript has 3 exons. The coding region runs from base 1 to 1605 and encodes 534 amino acids. NCBI's taxonomy places the organism in Eukaryota, Fungi, Ascomycota, Sordariomycetes, Thyridiales, Thyridiaceae. The record is from RefSeq and is a predicted model, not a curated record.